AGAUACGCAAUCUUAACGCCUGAAACCUGGCCACAUUGGUCAGGAAACGUAAAGCAGGGAAUUGAACAUAUGAUGAACUCUGUGAACAUGGAGAGAGAUCAAUGGCAAAUGGGAAAGACCAAGGUUUUCAUUAAGGCUCCUGAAUCGGUAAGAACCAGUUACAUUAACACGAAAAUUUGUGAGACUAGUUUGUGCGACGGCAUUUUUAAAAUGAUUUUAAUUUUUUCAGUUGUUCCUGUUGGAAGAAGUACGUGAGAGGAAAUUUGAUGGUUUUGCCAGAACGGUCCAGAAAGCAUUCCGUCAAUACAGAAUGCGCAAGUUCUUCGUUGAUCUCAAACAACAAGGUAGAUAUAGAUAAUCAUUUAUCUGAUCACCACCAUCAUCAUCACCAUCAUUACUACCAUCAUUACUACUAUCAUUAUCAUCAUCACUACUAUCAUUAUCAUCAUCACUACCACCAUCAUUAUCAUCAUCACUACCACCAUCACCACCAUCAUUAUACCACCAUCAUCACCAUCAUUAUACCACCAUCAUCACCAUCAUUAUACCACCAUCAUCAUUACCAUCAUGAUCAUCACCACCACCACCCUAACACCACCACCACUAUCAUCACCACCACCCAUCAUCAUCAACAGCAUCACCACCAUCCCACCACCAUUAUCACCACGCCACCACCAUCCAAUCACCAAUGUCCAAACAACGUUCCUUUUGCUUGUAAAGAUACGGUAUAACGACAACGAAACUCUUUCAUUUUAGCUUCAGAUAUUCUGUACAUGAAGAAACAACGAAGAAGACUGACUCUAAAUCGUAACUUUGUUGGUGAUUACAUUGGGUUUGACACGAAUCCAGCCUUACGAGCGUUAGUUGGUAGGUACACUUUCAUAUUUAUUGUACUGCUUGCGGAAUGCUUGGCGAUGAAUAUUGUGAUACAUUGUAUCGUUACAAGUUUCUAUUUUAUUUUUUCUUUUAGGAAAACGUGAGAGAAUUGAGUUUGCUAUCACAGCUAUAAAAUAUGAUAGAAGGUUUAAGGUGGGUGUACGGGAUUAUGUAUUUUGUUCAGGAAAACACCACGUUAUAUUUUGUACAAACGUUUUGUCAAACGUUUCCUAUGUGGAUGGUUGUUACUAGUCGACAUUGACACUGGGCGCAUGGUGGAAACAUUAAGGCGUGAACCAGCAGCGUAAACGCAACUGCAGGACUUUUAUGUACUCACACUUUGUUUUAUUUUUUACAGCCUAGCAAGAGAGACUUGCUUUUAUCAAGUAAACACGUUUACCUUAUUGGGAGGGAAAAGGUAACUUUAAUAUUUCCUAUAAAACUUUCCUUGUUCAUAUUGUUCAUUUCAGAUUAUUUUAAAAUUUUAUUUACUUAUUAAAGGAUCGUAUUUCAAAGGGUCUAAUUGUACUCAGGGGCGGAUCGUUAAAAAGUGAUGGGGGGGGAUUUUCAGCUUGCACGAAUUUUUUUCGGCCGUCUGCUUGUGCUGGAAUUUUAAAGGUAGUUUUCUUUGCCUUCCCUCUGUAUUGCCAAUGUUACUACAACUGCUACUUUAGCACACGUGAUUUCAAAUCAUUUAAAUACUUGACAGAAUGAAUGGCAACAUUGAUUUGUAAUCAUUUAGGUCAAGAAAGGUCCUGAGAAGGGCAAAGUUUAUGAAGUUGUCAAGAGAAAACUAGAACUUAAUCAAAUUGGAAAGAUUUCACUAAGGUAUGUACAUAUUAAGCUGACCUUCCAACGAUUAAUAUUUAUGAGACUAACAAUUUACCGAACCAUUACAACAGAGGUAUUAACAAUGUCGUGUUUAUCUUUCAGUACGUUACAAGAUGAUUUUGUUGUGCUGCAUGUUCCUGGAGAAUAUGAUACUGUAUUUCAGACUGUGUUUAAGACCGAGCUUCUCACAGUUCUCACGAAGAAAUAUGAAGCUGAGGUUGGCAAGUCUUUGACUUUAGACUUCAGAGACAAGUAAGAUGCUACCAUAGUGAUUUAUUUCUUAUGAGAUGUCAUUUCGAAUCCUUCAAUUCGGACUGGACUAGAUUUCAAAUCCUCGCAUUUUGAACCAGUUCUCGGCUUCGCCUCGGACUUGAUCAAAUUUCGCGAACUUCAAAUCUAGUCCAGUCAUCAUGGUUGGAUUUGAAAUAUUACAUAAACAUAUUGAAAAGUAUGACUUUGUCAUAGAACAAAGUCAUACACAAAGACUUUGUGUGAUUGCAACAUUAACUUAGUUUCUCUGCUUUCAAUCUAGCAUCACAGUUGUCGUGAAGAAAGAGGGUUGGGGCGGAGGCGGGACACGUACGCUCUCAUUCACGUGUUCAGGUUCAAGUGAUUUCCCCAUCAUUGCGCCAUCAAGUAAAACUCUCAAAGUCACCAUUGGUGAAGGAUUGUCCAAAGAAACACGUACGUUCAUCAUGUCCAUGUAUCAGUAG
This is a messenger RNA of Paramuricea clavata, 2420 nucleotides long. NCBI's taxonomy places the organism in Eukaryota, Metazoa, Cnidaria, Anthozoa, Malacalcyonacea, Plexauridae. The record is from the annotation of a GenBank genome assembly.